Messenger RNA from Brassica napus (rape), 822 nucleotides. RefSeq lists its product as uncharacterized. The record is from RefSeq and is a predicted model, not a curated record. The transcript has 2 exons. NCBI's taxonomy places the organism in Eukaryota, Viridiplantae, Streptophyta, Magnoliopsida, Brassicales, Brassicaceae. Bases 103 to 555 code for a protein of 150 amino acids.
AAUUAAUCAGUUUUGUAAUAGGAAUGGGUUAAUAAGGGACCUACCUAUAUAUACAUUACUCAGCUUUUUGGUUCAACAUCAUAAAUUAACAACCAAGAAGCAAUGUCAAGCGCUACAGUCCUCGAUGAAUCUAGCGUUCCUAGCCCCAGGAGUACAUGGAGGAUGGACGGGCAGUUACGAUACGACAUUGCGAUGAACACCAUCAUUAUAAUCCUCAUCACUGAUGCGGUCUUACAUAUGACUCUGAGAGCCCACAAAAUUCCCCUUGAUGAUAACGUUGUGGGACUUUUAUGUACGUUAGUAGUUCCGUACAUGGUUGUCAUCACGAUUAAUUGCGGGUAUUGGCUUACAGAAACCGAGGAUGAAGGGUUAGGCUUUUGUAUUUUACUCUGUCUCCUCUAUUCUAUUUCUCACUUGGCUAUGUACGUUGCUCUACCUUGUCUACUAUGGUUGGUGCCAGCCAUGUUUGCACCGUGUUGUCCAUGUCUGUGGAGAGGAGAGUCAACUUGGUGGAAUUUUGUGAAGCAACCACAACCAAGAGUAGAUAUUGUUUAACUUUUGGACUAUUAUUAUUAAUAGAAUUUUUUAAUUUCUAAUUUUGUAAAUAUCUCGUCAAUUGUUCUUAACUUUUCUCUCUUGCGAUCGGUGAAUUUUGUUUCCACUGUCUACCCAUAAACCUCGUGUUGACAUGUGUUUCACGAUCUAACAAGAUAUUAUUAUGGUCUAGGGAUUGUUUUAGACAUCAAUCCUCUUUUGAUAUGACUGAAGAAAAUUAGAGUUCCUAGUCUUGAUUUGUUCCUGCUUAAUGUAAUUUGGGGUUAG